Molecule: messenger RNA, 5437 nt
Organism: Salarias fasciatus (jewelled blenny)
Lineage: Eukaryota; Metazoa; Chordata; Actinopteri; Blenniiformes; Blenniidae
Product: sodium- and chloride-dependent taurine transporter-like
Exons: 15
Coding region: 215-2095 (626 amino acids)
Biological process (GO): neurotransmitter transport; taurine transmembrane transport; amino acid transport
Cellular component (GO): plasma membrane; cell projection
Molecular function (GO): taurine:sodium symporter activity; gamma-aminobutyric acid:sodium:chloride symporter activity
Source: RefSeq, a predicted model, not a curated record
CACUGCCUCUGAUUCUCCGGUCCCCCGUUUUAAGAGACAAAGGUCAGAAAGAGAAGCUUAUAAAUAGGCUAAAAUAAAGGCAACCGAGGCGUCCAACCCUCAGUCGCUCCCACGGACACAGGAGGACACGGACAAGACGGAACGGACAAGGGACCGCGCGUAAAGGACAUUAAAAGGACGAAAUAAUAAAGAAAAAUCACAUCAUCACAGCAGAAUGGCUCAAAAAGAGAAACUUCAGUGCCUGAAGGACUUCCAUAAGGACACCUUGAAGCCGUCUCCCGGGAAGAGCCCCGGCACCCGGCCCGAGGACGAGGCGGAGGGCAAACACCCCCAGAGGGAGAAGUGGGCCAGCAAGUUGGACUUUGUUCUGUCUGUGGCCGGCGGUUUUGUUGGUUUAGGGAACGUGUGGCGUUUCCCGUACCUCUGCUAUAAGAACGGUGGAGGUGCGUUUCUCAUCCCCUACUUCAUUUUCCUGUUCGGCGGAGGUCUGCCAGUCUUCUUCCUGGAGGUCGCCCUGGGCCAGUUCACCUCCGAGGGCGGGAUCACCUGCUGGGAGAAGCUCUGCCCCAUCUUUACUGGUAUCGGUUACGCCUCCAUCGUGAUUGUGUCCCUUCUGAACAUCUACUACAUCGUCAUCCUGGCCUGGGGUCUCUACUACCUGUUCCAGUGCUUUCAGCCGGAGCUUCCCUGGGCCAAAUGCAAGCAGCCCUGGAACACCGACCGCUGCAUCGAGGACACCUACCGCAAGAACAAAUCCCUCUGGGUGGCCGCCAACGCCUCCAACUUCACCUCCCCCGUCACCGAGUUCUGGGAACACAAUGUGCUGGGGAUCACCAGAGGCAUCGAGGAGAUGGGCACCAUCAAGUGGGACCUGGCCCUGUGUCUGCUGCUCGUCUGGGUCAUCUGCUUCUUCUGCAUCUGGAAGGGGGUCAAAUCCACCGGAAAGGUGGUCUACAUCACUGCCACCUUCCCGUUCGUCAUGCUCAUCGUGCUGCUGAUUCGUGGUGUUACUCUCCCCGGUGCCUCUGAAGGCAUCAAGUUCUACCUGUACCCGGACCUCGCUCGCCUCAAGGACCCAGAGGUGUGGAUUGAUGCCGGCACCCAGAUCUUUUUCUCCUACGCCAUCUGUUUGGGCGCCAUGACGUCCUUGGGGAGCUACAACAAAUACAAAUACAACUGCUACAGGGACUGUAUGCUGCUGGGAGCCCUCAACAGUGGUACCAGUUUUGUGUCUGGCUUCGCAAUAUUUUCCGUCCUGGGCUUCAUGGCACAAGAGCAAGGGGUGGACAUUGCUGAUGUGGCAGAGUCAGGUCCAGGCCUGGCCUUCAUUGCCUACCCCAAAGCUGUAACCAUGAUGCCUUUCCCGACAGUCUGGGCGAUCCUCUUCUUCAUUAUGCUGCUGCUGCUUGGCCUCGACAGUCAGUUUGUGGAGGUGGAAGGGCAGAUCACAUCACUGGUGGAUCUGUAUCCGUCCUUCCUACGGAAGGGUUACCGCAGAGAGGUCUUCAUCGCAAUCAUCUGCUGCAUCAGCUACCUGCUGGGACUCACCAUGGUUACCAAGGGUGGCAUGUAUGUUUUCCAGCUGUUUGACUACUAUGCAGCGAGCGGUGUGUGCCUUCUGUGGGUGGCAUUCUUUGAAUGUGUAGCUGUUGCCUGGGUUUAUGGCGUUGAUAAUUUCUACGAUGCUCUUGAGGACAUGAUGGGCUACAGACCAAAUCCUUGGAUGAAAUGGAGCUGGACUGUGGUCACUCCUUUACUGUGCAUGGGCUGCUUUAUCUUCUCUUUGGUCAAAUACAAGCCAUUGACGUACAACAAGGUGUACCAGUAUCCCGACUGGGCCAUCGGAAUCGGCUGGACUCUGGCCCUGGCCUCCAUGAUCUGCAUCCCCAUGGUGGUCGUCAUCAAGAUCAUCCGAUCUGACGGGCCGCUCAUCGAGAGGAUCAAGGCGGUGGCUGCUCCGGUCCGCGGCGGGGCCAGCUCCCGUCCCGCAGACCACCGUGGCCCCAAAGACCUGGCCUACCCUCUGGACCCCAACGGGAACAAGGGGCUGCUGCUGAAGGCCCCCACCCACACCAUCGUAGAGACCAUGAUGUAAAGGAAUGAGGCGGAGGCUCUCCAUGAGAUCGCUCUCCUCUCCUCUCCUGUCCUCUCAAACGCUUCUGGAGCUAGCUAGCUUUCUGUCUGUCUGUCUGUCGAUGUCUUUCUGGUGGACUGAUAAGGGUUUAAAGAAGAGAAAAAGAAAAAAAAACACAAGUUUCACCUUUCAAAUCUUCUUGGGAUACUUUGGGAGUAGUUGGCUGUCGGUGGUUUUUCUCCUGAGGGUAGUGAUCGCAUUUCAGAUCUGUUUGAUUUCCUGUUUGACGUGAGCACGUCGCGGCCAGUUAGCGUCCGCCUCGGUCACACGCUGGUUGAUCUGUUCGUUCCACCAGCUGUUUUGUUUUUUUUGUUUUUUGUUUUUUUUUUGCGAAUAAUCUGAAGAAUGUGGUUUUUGGAGUCUUGGAAUCAAACAGCCUUUUGUAGCCACGACGUAAAAAUCACCAAAACACGUUGUUCCAACGACUCGAACACGGUGCACUGAAAUAACUGAAACGUGGCGACGCCAAAGCAAAACCAAACCAUCACCUAAACACCAAGAAUUAGAGAUUUGCCAUAUUGGUGAAAACCGACGAUUACAAAGUUCCCUAUGCAGCUAACGGAAGACAAAAAUCAGCCGAUGGUCUGAAGAAUUGUGGUUUUAAUGCACCUUAGCACAAAUUUUCCCAUCUUCCAUAGCGGCGACAGCUAUGGGUCAAAGAGACAAUGAUGUAGAGUUUGGGAAAGCCGUUACUGCACAAGGAGGGGGGGUAUCUGAAAGGAUUUGAAGUGUGGAGGUUGAACCCUUGAGUGUGUUGUCUGUGGUGUACUGUACAGUAGUAGCUAAUCAGUCUAUCGAUAUCUAUCUCUUUAUCUAUCCUUCUCUGUCCUAGAUCAGUUUACAGUACAUUAGUGACUGCACUAGGCUCUCUCCGCUUCAAUUUUUAUGGAUUGGGUUUAUUUUCCGCAGAGGAAGUUACAUUAUUAUUAGUUUUCUUUUUCCUCUGAUAUGUUUAGAUUUUGUUUUUUUCUAUUAAUGUUAUUGGUAUUCACUAUUGAAUUGCUGUAGUUUUACAUAGAAGAAGGAACACUUUGUUCAUCUGGUGAUAAUACUAAGCUAUUAUACAAAUCAUACAUUUACAGUGGCAGCCAUUGUAGUUCAGUCCGUGUCAUUGUUGUUUUUAGCCUUGGCCCUUCAGACAAAUCCGUAUUUCGCACCACAAAAACAAGCAAUGCAAACUGUUUUCUCAUCUGUAAGGGGCGUGGAUCAAUUGUUACAAUGGCUCCAUCUGUAAGUCUGUAGGCGUUUGGGGUUUAUAGCUUUUCCUCUUCUGUAGAUACCAGGGGACAGUAUUUAAUUUGGGUUAAUGCAGCCAUCCAGCGGUUCAACAACACAGCACUAAUUCAAUCUCUGAAAGCGAAACACUGUGUGUGCGCGUGCUUGUGCUUGUGCGUGUGUGUGUGUGUGUGUGUGUGUGUGUGUGUACGUCAGAAUCUUCCUGCAGACGCUUCAGCUUCAGAAUGUGCCAGAAAUUCUGCUAAAAACUAAAGCAUAAGCUAACUUUCUACAAAACGGAAAAAAAACCCAAAGCUCUGUGGUCUGCAGCAGAAAACCGUGAAAACCCGGUGAGGCUGACGAUCUGUGGCCCAUUUCUAGCUGUGACGACAACGUUUCUGAGAAAAAAAAACUGCUAAACUGUGACUGCAAACUGCGAGAAUGCAGCUCCUGUGAGAAGUGCAGAUCUUAAAAACUGCAGGUUUACUCACAUUCACCACGUCGUUUCAGCUCUUUAUGAAGAAACGGGGAUCGUUCUCACUUCCCUGAAACGAAAAAGUUGAGAUGGAAUCGUUUUGGCGUGGAGUGAGGAACGAAACGUCCCGGACAGAGGCGAUCAAUCGAUCAAUCACCCGCAGCGACACUCAGACCGUCAAUGAGAAAACGAGGCCAAUUCAGUCGAAAUGCAUGCAGUUCAUCAUUUCUACCUUAUAAUGCACAGGGAGAACAUGCAGUCUCCUCACAGGAACAGUCUGCGCUCGAACCCGGGCGCCUGGCGGUGUGAACCACUGCACGCCUCGUCACAGCGCUGCGAGCAGAGAGAAAGAGCGAUGUUUUCUUCAUGUAGGUGUGUGCGUGUGCGUGCAUGUGUGUGUGUGUGCGUGUGUGUGUGUGCGUCACCAGCGACCGUCCACUCAGGACCUUUUCUCUUCAUUCAUUCUCUGGGCUGCAGAGCUGCAUUAAUCCAGCAUCCGAAGAAAAAAGAAAAAACCUGACUGAAAAGUGGGCGGAGAUGCAGCGGCGUUUUUCAUGCAGCUUGAAAGGGUUAAAAAAAACAUUUAAAAAAAAAAAAUCACACCUUAACUGCCUAUUUUACCCACAACCAACGGCAAAAACACCAAGAGAGUGACUUGAAGUGAGUUCUUAUUGCACCUUAUCGCUAUGAUUUGGAUUUCAUAUCAGAAGACGAGGCCAGCAGACAAAGAAAAGACCACUGCCAUCUUUCUAUUCAGGGUUCUCCACGGCCUCCUCUGUGAGAAAUAAAUAUCCAAAUAUAGUUAAAACAUGCUGCUCUAGUUCUCCCAACAGCAGACUGAUUGAACCAGACCAUUCAUUCACACUUUGCAGAAAUUUGACCAACAUGUUGGAGUGACAGACCAGAGCCUUUCUUCUCUCUGAAGCUUUGAUAGAUCAGUCUUUGUUUUUGUUUUGUUUUUUUUGGGAAUAUAAUCAAGUAGUUGAUAUCAUUAAAAGGGAUUUGCAAAACCAAAUCCACAGCAAACAUCUAUUUUCAUACAACUUUUCCUAAGUGAGUGGUCUUUGUACAGCUGACCUUCCAUCAACAGACUCAAACUUUCUGUUACUCCUGUAUUUUUGUACGGAUCUGCUUCCGGUUUCCUUCGGAGGACGUUUGCGUUAAAAACUCAAACCGGUCGGAAAACGCAGGAAUUGGAGAACUUUAAUGGUUCAUCUCCUGAAUCUGAAGGGAACCGGGGCGGUCUCUGGGUUUAUUCUGUGUGUUUACAGUCCGUCCCGCCUUCUCACACUCCUGCUCGUCAGCCUGUAAACCUUCCUUUGACCCAAGCUAACAGAUUUCUCUCAGAGAAGACGAACUAGUGAAGCAUUAGCGAGUUUUUACCGCUGGAUGUGGAAAUGUGACGGUCGCCCCGCCGGGCGAACGGAAAAGUUUCUGAAGAUUCAUUUUUUAGCUUGAAAAUCAAAUUGCAUUAUUCGUUUUGUUGAAUUCAGCAGCUUCUUGGAUUCUCUCUCUCUCUCCUUUUUUUCUGUCACAUUUGCCUUUUGUAUUCCAAAUAUGGUGUAUUUGAAUCCUCUGUCAUUGGAGUAACAUGUCAACUCAAUCAAAAAAAA